Mycena citricolor is the source of this 4309-nucleotide messenger RNA. The record is from the annotation of a GenBank genome assembly. Lineage: Eukaryota; Fungi; Basidiomycota; Agaricomycetes; Agaricales; Mycenaceae.
GGACAGCCAUUGAAGAUCGCACCUACCCCAUCUUCAACAUGUCUGCCCCUCCGUUUCUUAUGUACCCGCCGCACCCCGACGCUCCAGCUAUCCCAAUCCAUGGUCCUUCCACACACCCUGGUGGACCGCCCGAGGCCUAUGGCAAUCCACCGCCCCCCCCACCUCCUGAAGGCCUGAUGCCGCCUCCAAAGGAGGAGACCGCAUACUAUCAUCCAACCGCUGCCGAGCUUUACAGUCGCGCCCAGCAUGGUCCUCCACUUGCACCUGGCCCCGAUGGCAUGCCUCCUGGUGGCCCGGGUGUGAAUCACUACCCAUCUUCGAACGGCGUCCCUCGUCUCCCUCCCAUAUUACAAGUCGAGAAACAGCAGGUCACUACCUCCGCGACCCAGCUUGCGAGUGCAAGCCGGCGGCGGAACGAAGCUCACUUUGUUUGUCCUGUCCCUGGCUGCGGAAGCACCUUCACUCGACGCUUCAAUCUACGAGGACAUCUACGCUCUCAUACCGAAGAAAGACCGUAUAUAUGUGACUGGCCAAAUUGUAAAAAGGGCUUCGCUCGGCAGCACGAUUGCAAGCGUCAUCAGGCACUGCAUACCACCAAGUCUCAAAACAAUAUCUGUUUUGGAUGCAAGAAGACCUUCAGCCGCUUGGAUGCCCUGAAUAUUCUAGUUCGUUCGGACGGUGGAUCAGAAUGCCGGGCCCUCCGAGACCAUCAUAUGGCGCAGUUGAAUGAGGCUGCCGCAGCGGCUGCUGCAGCUGUGGCGGCUCAAGAUGGGCAGAUUCAGCAACUCCCCCCGCCACCUGUGUUGCAGGACGAGCCUCAACACACCGAGCCGGCUCAACCAUAGUCUGCUCCUACCAUCGUCAAUUGUACAGCCUCAUAAUUUCUUGUCUAUGUUUCUGUGUAUCGUAAACACAUGAUUCAGAAUGUACAUAUCACCGGUACUACUGUAUUCCGUCAAUUAACCUUUCCGGACGAUUUCCGGUCAAUCAUCAUCGUCCUUCGUACUCUCGCCAUGUCUCUCCCCAUUCUCUUGAAUGGUGCCGACUGCGGUCCCUCGAACCCUCUCCAGAGUCUUUCCAAACGGUUUGACCAAGACCGAGGCUUGCAACAGGACUACUUCGGUUCAUCUCAAACCGGCUCCUCCAGAGAUGCGUCCUUCCGAUCCCAGCAACCCGGAACUUCCGGUAGUUCACACGACGCCGCCCAAUUCUUCUCCUCGCCUGCACCCCAGCUCGUCAAGCCUUCGUUUGACUUUGGAGCCUUCCACGGGUCCCUUCCUCAAAUUGCGCCGGCCCCCGCUCUGCAGCAAGCCCAACGUCCGAGUGCCGGAGGAUGGGCUGCCGACUUCAUGCAGAACCCUGUACCGAGUGCUCGUAGUCCCAUUGUAAUGGGCACGGCUGGAGCGGAAGCACAAGCACAGGCACAGGCGCAGGCACAGGCACAGGCGGUACGGGAGGUCAGCAUGCAUUCUGUGUCCUAUGAUGCACAUCGCUGGGGGCCUUCGAUGCUCCCAAUGACUCAGCCAGCGCCGAUGAUGUUCGCCCAGUCUUCUCAACCUUCAACACAGCACGAUCAAGUCUCGUGGGAUCGGGAGUUUACCUCUCAGGAAUCUUUCCUCGCUUCUCAAGCUCUCACUGAAGUAUCGGAGGCUCAGGCUGCUCGUCGUGUGGCUCAAGACGAAGACGAGCUGUCUCGCACUGCGGGUUUACUGCUAGACACCGUGGGGGAUGUCAGCAACACUAAAUUCCAAAACAGUCAGUUCCUCGACCUGAUGCGGCGUUUGAGAAAUCGCGAGGUCGUCGUCGAGGGCAAUGACAUGGUCGAGAAUACGGGCCAGGUCUUGGCGGAUAGACUUGACGUCAAAGGCAAAGGCAAAGCCGUCAAUAUCACCACCACUACCACCGCAUCGCCGAGCCUUGUACAUGGAGGAAUGCUCGGAGGAGCGCAUGCUGGUAGUGAGCUCCACCAAGGGACGGCCGGCCCCGCCGACAUGGUACAAGAGAAUGCCGAAGAUGCAUACUGGAGACAAGAGAAUGCGGAAUACCAGCAAUAUUGGAAUACGCAAGCUCUCCAACCUGAGGCCUCCACGUCUCAUGCCGAGUGGGACAAGCUGCAAGCAGACUGGGACAAUUUCGAGGCGACCAGCUCUGGAAUUAAAGCCGUUGAUCAAUAUCUGUUCCAGCCCAACAAUCCGUUCCUGACUAGCUCUUCCCGACUUACCAGGCACCAUUUGUCUCAUGUGACCCGCGAAAGUUAUCUGGAGAGUGUUCUGGAACUGGAGGCCGAGGUCCAGCGCAACAUGAGAGAUGCCUCGGCUUGGUUCAAUCUCGGGGUCAAGCAACAAGCGAACGAGCGUGAGAAACAGGCGCUACAAGCACUGAGCCGUGCUGUUGAGCUGGACCCGAACCAUCUACCGGCGUGGCUCGCGCUGUCGAUCUCGCACACCAACAAUGGCGAUCGCAUGGCUACAUAUGAAUCGAUUCGCCACUGGGUUGAAGCCAACGAACGUUAUAAAUCCACCGUCACAGCUUUCCGGGCGAGCAAUCCUGCUGUCGCCGACGCCCCCUUGCCGGAACUGUUUUCGAGUCUGAUCCAAUGCUUGAUCGCCAUGGCCCGCAGCGACCAGUCGGGACAGAUCGAUGCCGAUAUCCAGAUCGCUCUGGCAGUUUUGUUGAAUACGAAUGAAGACUACGAAAAGGCUCAAGACUGCUUCAAAACGGCCUUGGCUGUCCGACCAGAUGACUGGCUGCUCUAUAAUCGUGUCGGGGCAACGAUGGCCAACAGCGGCCAAGCUGAAGAAGCAGUACAAUACUACCACCGAGCUUUGGAGCUCAAUCCGUUGUAUAUUCGCGCCAGGUUCAAUUUGGGCAUCUCGUGCAUCAACUUACGGCGCUUUGACGAGGCCGUUCAUCACAUUUUGGACGCAAUUGGACUGCAGGAAAGCGAUGGCUCAUCUCCCCUCCGUGUCGAGAGUGGGGUCACGACGACUGCCCUCUGGGACAGUCUUCGCACGGUCUGCAUGCACUUGCAGCGCGCUGAUCUUGCCAUCAUCUGCGACAAGCGCGACUUAGAUGCUUUCCGCAAAAGUUUCUCCCCGUGAAUCUACACGUGACCGUGUUCAAGGGCGGAUUCUGCGUCCAACAUGCUUUAUCCAAUAUAAUACAAUGGAUUUCACGACUCAAAGAGAGCUACUCGCUGCUACUCAAGCUGAGCUCUCUGUAUUGGAGGGACCGUCUAAGACCACCGUUCGAUGCUAAUUCACCAUGAGUCGAGAAAAACGCACCUGAUCGAGCCGCCUUGGUGUCGAGAUAGCGCACCUUCAACUGAUCCAGCAUAUCCACAUCCUCCUUAUUCAUCACGGGAUUCUGAGCCAUGCGUUUCAUUUUCGACAUGAGUUCCGCAUCCUUCGGUUGCUUCGGGAUGGCGUCGCGUACGUCCUGGACGUCGAGGUCGCUCAUAUGGAUGAGGGUGGGUUCCCUUCGAAUCAUCGUGUCGUCGAUCAAUUAGUCUGCGCUGAGUCGAUGGCAAAGGAAAUGCAAUGCGGGCAGAUGCAGUUUCAGGGUAGAGGCGCGCAGCAGAUCGCAGUCGAAGCGCAGCACUACUUAGAUGAGAGUCGAGGCACAGUCCACCAUUGUUGUCGUGGCUUUGUACACACACUUGAUACUCUCACCACCACUCUCUAGUCUCGCCCCUACGAAAACCGGCACAUAACGAUCAUGGAACAACUCCUCCGCGUGUCGGAUGCGGUUCGCGGUUUCAGAGAAGCGCGACUGUCUGCUCUGCGCUCGCCCACCGAAUUUUUCGAUGUCCAGCGUGUCUCGCGUCCCGCCGAUCUAAAUACCGCUACUUCUCGUAUCUCCUACAACACACGUUACUUCUCCGGCAACUACGGUCUCAUCAUUGUGGCUCUCGCCGUUUACGCCUUACUAUCCAACUUGUGGCUCUUCGGCGCACUGGUGUUUCUUGUCGGAGGCUUCUCCCUGAUCAACAAAUUCGCUCCUGAGCCGACACAAGUGGGCGAUUAUGUGGUGACCCAAAAAUCGCUGUACAUCACCCUGUUCUGCAUCGGCAUCCCGCUCCUAAUCUUUUCUGGACCGAUUGGAACUCUCUUCUGGCUUGUCGGCGCAUCUGGCCUCAUCAUCAUUGGUCACGCGUGUAUGUUGGAACCAGGCGUGGAGAGCGAGUACGCCACGGUUGAAGGACAAGUUUGAGCACCGGCCGACCCUAGUAGAUGUGGAAUAUGUAUAAUGUAGAUACGGUACUUCUCCCUAGUCUCGGAAGGACAUUUUAAUGCCGGGUGGCCCCCAC